Molecule: messenger RNA, 2272 nt
Organism: Anopheles stephensi (Asian malaria mosquito)
Lineage: Eukaryota; Metazoa; Arthropoda; Insecta; Diptera; Culicidae
Gene: l(2)37Bb
Product: FAD-dependent oxidoreductase domain-containing protein 1
Exons: 2
Coding region: 601-2193 (530 amino acids)
Cellular component (GO): cytoplasm
Molecular function (GO): oxidoreductase activity
Source: RefSeq, a predicted model, not a curated record
AUUAAUUUUGAAAAUCCCGACACGUUACACAAAUUACUCCUUUCUCAAAACUCGUCCACAUUUCGGCCUAAUUUUUGGUUUGGGAUUGUGUUGCGCCCAACUGUCAAAAUUGCCCCAUCGUGCAUGGUUUGUUUUGAAAACACGCUCUGAACCGGCCUGCUAUAACGUAAUAAUGUAAACAAAUCGCCAGCCGGUGUGGAAAGGAAUAGCGUGCAGGAUUCACUAUUUGCUGAUUAAAAUUGUAGUAAAUACAGCAAUAAAUUGAUAAAUCUUCAACAAUCAAGUGUUCGGUGCAGUUCAUAUUGGAACAAAAAAAAAUCAAGAAGUAAUUGGCUUCGUAUCUCCCAUCUCCCAUCUGGCUGUGAUUCGUGGUGUGAUGCGCCACAACAAACAUGUGUACUCAUUUAGUAUAGGCAAAUAGAAACAAUACUUCCAUCAUCAACUCUGCAGCUGAUAAGAUAAGUCCGGGCUCGCAUUUCGAUCGUCCACAAUCGUAGCGAAUAGUACGGAAUCUGUAGCCCCGCGUAUCGCACCCAUCCAUCGAUAACAACAGAACGCAAUUCAUUUAGAAAAAAGAGGCUACAGUGUGUGAUCGUGACCAUGUUUCAGGCGCUGCAAAGAAGAUCAACAAAAUUGGGUGCUUUACGGCAUGCUAGUAGACGUACAUCGAGCGCAUUAAGCACUAGAUACUAUGUCACCUCUAGCAACAGCGGGAAUAAAGACAACAGCAGCAAAAGUAGCGAUUUUUCCGAUCAGGUAGAAGCAAACAAAGAUAAUCCCAUCUCGCGAACACUAAAGCUCAUCGGCAACGAUGUGCAGCGCGUGAAGAAAUUCAUCCUACCGAAAGGCUUUACGAAACAGAGCGCUACAAAGGACAGUGCGUCGGAAUCGGUGGAAAACUACCUGCAACGGUACCGGAGGGAUGAUUUUCAAACACACUGCGACGUGCUGGUGAUCGGUGGUGGAGGCGUUGGAUCAUCGAUCGCUUACUGGCUAAAAAAGCGUGCCCGGGAAGGACUGAACGUGGUGGUGAUGGAGAAGGAUUCGACCUACGCACAAGCAUCUACCUGCCUGUCCGUUGGCGGGCUUCGGCAACAGUUUUCCAUCGUGGAAAACAUUCAGAUGAGCCUGUUCGGGGCCGAUUUUAUGCGCAACAGCAAGGACUAUCUCGGCGAGGACGUCGAUCUAAACUUUACCCCGCACGGGUAUUUAUUGCUGGCGAGUGAAGCGGGCGCAGAACAGCUGGAACAAAACUCCAAGCUGCAGUGUGCACUCGGGGCGAAAAAUGAGCUUUUAACGGCGAGUCGGCUAAAGCAGCGCUUUCCAUGGAUGAACACGGAAGGCAUUGCGCUCGGUUGCCAUGGAUUGGAGAAGGAAGGAUGGUUUGAUCCGUGGGCACUGCUUUCGGGCUUUCGGAAGCGUGCCAUCGAGUACGGUGCCCACUACGUCGAGGGUGAGAUGGUUGGGUUUGGCUUCCAGCAGCAGCCGGACAUGUUGGCCGAAGGCAUCGAGGAGGGUGCGUACGAAGGCAUUAACCGAGCGUUCGUAAAGAUGAAGGAUGGUGAAAUGCGCGAGAUAAAGUUUGCGAUCGCCAUCAUUGCUGCCGGUGCGCAGUCGGGUGCGAUCGCGCGCAUGGCGCGGAUUGGCACGGGCAAAGGAAUGCUGUCGAUACCGUUGCCGGUGGAACCGAGGAAGCGGUACGUGUACGUGUUCCAGUGCGAAAAUGACCAGGGCCCCGGAAUUAACACACCACUAACGAUCGACCCGAGCGGGACGUACUUCCGGCGGGACGGACUGGGUGGUAAUUAUUUGGGAGGGAAAAGCCCGCUGCCUGAGGAAGAACCGGCGAUCGAUAAUUUGGACGUGGAUCAUGGAUUUUUCGAGCGGACAGUGUGGCCAAAUUUGGCCCAUUUGGUGCCGAGCUUCGAAGCGAUAAAGAUGAAAAGUUCGUGGGCCGGUUACUAUGAGUUUAACACGUUCGACGAGAACGGUAUCGUUGGACCGCAUCCGUACUACAACAACCUGUACAUCGCGACCGGAUUUAGUGGGCAUGGUAUUCAACAAACUCCUGCCGUUGGACGAGCCGUUUCGGAGAUGAUCAUAGACGGUGGGUUCCGAUCGGUGGAUCUGACGCGCUUCGGGUUCGAUAGGAUCAUCGUCGAUCAGCCUAUGUACGAGGCCAACAUUUUCUAGUCGUGCAAUGUGCGCCAACCUAUUGAUUGUUAGAAUCAUUGAAUAAAGUUUAAACAAUACCUGUUUUUACACACACGCA